Pungitius pungitius (ninespine stickleback) is the source of this 537-nucleotide messenger RNA. RefSeq names its product gamma-crystallin M3-like. Gene Ontology annotation, molecular function: structural constituent of eye lens. Lineage: Eukaryota; Metazoa; Chordata; Actinopteri; Perciformes; Gasterosteidae. The coding region runs from base 1 to 537 and encodes 178 amino acids. Gene Ontology annotation, biological process: visual perception; lens development in camera-type eye. The transcript has 3 exons. The record is from RefSeq and is a predicted model, not a curated record.
AUGACCAUGGGCAAGAUCAUCUUCUACGAGGACAGGAACUUCCAGGGUCGCCAGUAUGAGACCAGCAGCGACUGCCCCGAGCUCACCUCCUACCUGAGCAGGUGCCACUCCUGCAAGGUGGAGAACGGCUGCUUCAUGGUCUACGACCGCCCCAACUACAUGGGCAACCAGCACUUCAUGAGGAGGGGCGAGUACGCCGACUACACCAGCAUGAUGGGAUUCUCCGACUGCAUCAGGUCGUGUCGCACCAUCCCCAUGCAGAGGGGAUCCUACAAGAUGAAGAUCUACGAGAGGGAGAACUUCGGCGGUCAGAGCCAGGAGCUGAGCGAAGACUGCGACAGCAUCCGGGAGCGUUACCGCAUGAACGAGUGCCAGUCCUGCCACGUGAUGGACGGCCACUGGCUGAUGUACGAGCAGCCCCAGUUCAGAGGCAAGAUGAUGUACCUGAGGCCCGGAGAGCACAGGAGCUUCAAGGACAUGGGCAUGAGCGGCAUGAGGUUCAUGAGCAUGAGGCGCAUCACUGAUUCCUGCAACUGA